Messenger RNA from Penicillium angulare, 951 nucleotides. RefSeq names its product MBL fold metallo-hydrolase. The transcript is spliced from 2 exons. Gene Ontology annotation, molecular function: sulfur dioxygenase activity. Bases 1 to 951 code for a protein of 316 amino acids. NCBI's taxonomy places the organism in Eukaryota, Fungi, Ascomycota, Eurotiomycetes, Eurotiales, Aspergillaceae. Gene Ontology annotation, biological process: hydrogen sulfide metabolic process; glutathione metabolic process. The record is from RefSeq and is a predicted model, not a curated record.
AUGCUCAACACUCACCGAGACUUGUCUAAUGGUCAAGCAUUUUUUAGUAGCACGCGUGUCGCUACCCAGCAACCUACUAUUCACAACGUCUUCGAGCCUGUUACAGGGACCUGGCAGUUUGUAGUCUCAGGCCAAUCAACCAAAGCUGCAGUUAUCAUCGAUCCAGUUCUGGAUUAUGAUCCUGCCACCCAAGCCAUUACCACAGACUCCGCCGACAAACUGUUGGCCUUAGUCAAGGGAAAAGGUUACAGAGUGGAGAGGAUUCUGGAAACACACGCACAUGCAGACCACCUGACAUCAGCCUCAUAUUUGCAAAAGAAGCUUAGUGAAAGUCAAGGUUUUAAGCCGCCCAUCGGCAUUGGCAAGCGCAUCGAGAAAGUCCAGAAGCUCUUCGGUAAACGCUACGGAAUUUCAAGAGAAGAGUAUGACACCGUCUUCGACAAUCUUUUUGAAGAUAACGAGUCAUUUACCUUUGGCAAUUUAACCGCCAAAGCUAUCCAUCUGCCCGGACACACCCCAGAUCAUCUUGGAUAUCACAUUGGAGAAAAUAUUUUCUGCGGUGACUCGCUAUUCCAUGCUGACAUCGGUACCGCACGCUGUGAUUUCCCGGGCGGUAACGCAAACGACCUCUUUCAAUCUAGUCGCAAGAUUUUGUCUCUCGGUGAUCAUGUCAAGAUCUGGCCCGGCCACGAUUACCCGCCUGGCGGGAGAGAUCCCAUUCCUUGGCUGAGUGUGGCAGACCAUAGAGAGCAAAACAAACAUGUUCGAGAUACUAUUUCGGAAGAGGAGUUCGUCGCUCUACGGACAAAGCGUGAUGCCAUGUUAAAUGCGCCGAGAUUGCUUCAUCAAUCUUUGCAAAUUAAUAUUCGAGCUGGGAGACUUCCGACGCCUUUGGAAUCGGGGCAUAGAUUGCUUCAUCUACCGUUGAAGCUGCAUGGCUUGGAUUGGUGA